AUGCAUGCGCUGACUGUAGACCCGGAUCAGGUGAAGGUCACCGUCAUGGAUCUGAACAACCAGGAGGUGUUCUUCCACGUGAAGCGCCAUCACAAAGUCAUGAAGCACAAGGUUCUCCAGCGCGAUGCGCUUACCUUUGAAACCAUUCCCAAUGUCCAGGAAGACGAUCUGGAGGAAGGUUUGAAGCUCGAGAUGCGUACCUCCCGUGAGUCGCCUAGGAGGCUCGGCUAA
Trichosporon asahii var. asahii CBS 2479 is the source of this 231-nucleotide messenger RNA. RefSeq lists its product as uncharacterized. The coding region runs from base 1 to 231 and encodes 76 amino acids. The record is from RefSeq and is a predicted model, not a curated record. The transcript is spliced from 2 exons. NCBI's taxonomy places the organism in Eukaryota, Fungi, Basidiomycota, Tremellomycetes, Trichosporonales, Trichosporonaceae.